Messenger RNA from Gossypium raimondii (Peruvian cotton), 796 nucleotides. RefSeq names its product 60S ribosomal protein L24. Gene Ontology annotation, cellular component: cytosolic large ribosomal subunit. Gene Ontology annotation, molecular function: mRNA binding; structural constituent of ribosome. Gene Ontology annotation, biological process: cytoplasmic translation. Lineage: Eukaryota; Viridiplantae; Streptophyta; Magnoliopsida; Malvales; Malvaceae. The record is from RefSeq and is a predicted model, not a curated record. The coding region runs from base 125 to 619 and encodes 164 amino acids. The transcript is spliced from 5 exons.
UCUGGGCCGGUAAUUUUGUGAACUUAACACAAUAUAAGGGCCAUUAUAUUCCCAACCCUUUGAUAUAAAUUUGCAACGCCGCUAGGGUUUCAAGGGAUUUCUUCCAGUGCAAAGAGCAGCAGCCAUGGUUCUCAAGACGGAGCUUUGCCGAUUUAGUGGUGCCAAGAUAUACCCUGGGAAAGGCAUCAGAUUUGUUCGUGGUGAUUCCCAGGUCUUCCUCUUUUCCAAUUCAAAAUGCAAGAGGUACUUCCACAACCGCCUGAAGCCAUCAAAACUUACAUGGACGGCCAUGUACAGGAAGCAACACAAGAAGGACAUUGCCCAAGAAGCUGUGAAGAAGAGGAGACGUACUGCAAAGAAGCCAUACUCCAGAUCCAUUGUGGGUGCCACCUUAGAGGUUAUCCAGAAGAAGAGGAGUGAGAAACCUGAAGUCCGUGAUGCCGCCAGGGAAGCUGCUCUCCGAGAAAUCAAGGAAAGGAUCAAGAAGACUAAGGAUGAAAAGAAGGCAAAGAAGGCAGAAGUAGCAGCGAAGCAACAGAAGACACAAGGCAAGGGUAACCUUCCAAAGGGUGGUGCACCCAAAGGUCCCAAGCUUGGUGGUGGUGGUGGAAAGCGAUAAGUUUACCUGGUUAUUAUCUGUUUUUACAUAGGUAGUAUGUUGAUUUUGAAGGCAUUUGUAUGGACUGAAUGGCCAUUCGGCCGUGUAUCUUUUUUGCUUUUUAUGCGUUGUCAUAAACCUUGAACUAUGUAUUGAAGAUGAGUGAUCAAUUUAUUUUAUGCUUGACUUUGUUUUUCA